This is a messenger RNA of Tribolium castaneum (red flour beetle), 1452 nucleotides long. RefSeq lists its product as uncharacterized. The coding region runs from base 325 to 1362 and encodes 345 amino acids. Gene Ontology annotation, molecular function: oxidoreductase activity. The record is from RefSeq and is a predicted model, not a curated record. Lineage: Eukaryota; Metazoa; Arthropoda; Insecta; Coleoptera; Tenebrionidae. The transcript has 6 exons.
AUUUUUCAUCACACCGUGUGCCUGUCAGCUUUCACUUUCCUUCCAACUUGAAGCAGACUGAAUAAUCCACUGAGAAGAAAGUUGCGAGUUGAAAAAUAUCGGAGAAAACCAUACAUACGUAGUUUUAACAGCAAUUAAAUCGAAAUUUUCCAAAGAAAAUCACGUUUAACACGAUAAAGCGAGUGCUAAAGUGGUGGUACGCAAUGUUUUGUGAAAGAGCCAUUGCACAAGUAGGUUUACACCGACUUUCCUUACAUGUUUAUAAGCACACCGACUUGGAAAACCUGUAAAAAGCAUACGAGCUAGCAGUCUGAACGCAGCAAAAUGGCAAUGAAUCAAGAAAAUUUUAAUGCCGAAAAGUUUGUGCAAGACUUAUUCGAAGAGGGGACAAAGAGGGCGUGCGACGAAACGGUGCAAAGAUUCAACGAAAACACAAAAUUGCCCGAAUUUUACGACGAAGAAUUGUACAAAAAGGGUCAGAAAUUUUUCAUCGACAACAUUUUUGCCCUCCUUUACGGAAAAUUUCUGGGCCUUCUCUCAGUUCUCUCAAUUCCUUCCAUCGUUCGUAUUUUAAUUUAUACAAAAAUGUCGGGAUCGCCUUUAACAGCCUACAGAAGAUAUCUUUCCACUGUGUUUCAUAUGGUUAUUUGGUACCAAAGCGACUUUACUCCAGGGUCAAAACUUUGGCAAUCGGUGAUUGAGGUAAAAGACAAACACAACUCAGUGAGCAAACGCUGCUGCAAUGCUGGUUUGGGCCGAAUCAAUCAAAAAGACAUGGCUUUGACGCAGUUUGGUUUCAUGGGCUAUGCGUUGGCUUUCAGGGAUAAAAUAGGCCUCCAUGAUGCUAAAGAGGAAGAGUUGAAGGCUCUUGUGCAUGUGUGGAGGGUCGUAGGAUACGUAAUGGGGAUCGAAGAUCGGUUUAACAUUUGUCGAGAUUCGGUUGAAGAAACGAGCGAAAUUUGCCGCAUUUUGGCUGACCAAAUCUUCCGACCUGCUAUUGAGAGAAAAGAUAAAGACUUUAUUGAGAUGGCGACACAUCUAUCGGACGGCAUGUGGGCAAUGAACCCCACUUUGAACGCCAAAAUUUACCUAAAUUUAGUUUACCGCUUACUGCAAUCACCGAAUAACAAUAAUCAGAGCAACAGCUUUCUAAUCGAGUUGAAUUUUUUUGAAACCGGUCUUUACUAUUUCCUGAUUUUGGUAAUUUGGAGCUUGCAGUUCAAUAUAUUCAGAAUUUAUCACAACUACACUCAGUACGUGUCCUUGUGGUUAAUGGACGUGUUCCCGUUUUUGGCUUACUAUAAAUUCGGUUAUGCCAACUCUCACGUUAAAGUUUUGCAGGGGAAUUUGAAAGAAAGUUGAACUUUUCGAGUUUUUAUUUCUUAAAAUUAAUAUAUACAGCUUUAACUACGUUAGAAUCGUUUUAAAAAUAAAUAAUUUGAAUAAAUAAUA